AAACUAAACUAGAAGGAGCUUUUCGAUCAAAUCCUUGAAUUCGAUUGAUGGGUAUCCUCGGCUGCGACGCCCAUGGCGAUUUGAACGAUGCAGAGUUCAGCAAGCCCUUACCUUCGAUUGGUAUCUACGUUGCCGUAGCUUCACUCAUCUGUGGUCUUGCCAUGGCCGCAGAUCUUAUUCACGGCUUCCGACACCGCAAAUUCUGGUUUCCCUGUAAGUUCUUCUCUCUCAACGCCACUUCUCUGACUUUCAUCGCUGUCGGAAUCAAACUCUCUGUGGAUCUCAACACUUCCAUGCCGAGUCGUCAGGAUCAGUUAGCUAAACUCAGCAGCACCGUCUUUAUAUGUACGGUGAUGGGCAAUUCGAUGCCUUCUCUGGGUAUAAUGGACAACAAUGAUCUCCUUAUGAAUCUUAUGGCUUUAGGGAUUCUUGUAAUCACCGAUGUUGUUAACAUCUGUAUUCAGUUGGGUACUGGUGCGAUUUAUGUUUUCUCUGAAGAACAUUUUCUGGUCGUACUUCUCAUGCUUCUUAUGCUUAUGAUCUUGUGUUUCUCGGCCACUACUGUUCCCACCACGAAAAGAAUCUUGGAGGCUAAGUACAAGAAGAGGUACGACGUUGCCAUGAAGUGUCCUUUGGCUACAGAGAGAACUGUUGCUAAGAAAAUUCAGCAAGAUUUGUCAAAGUUCUGGAUGAUGGCUCAUACUAGUAGUCCUCAAUUCGUGAUGGCUCGUUCUGUCACGUGCACUGCUUCUGGUUUCUUUUGUCUCUUGAGUGCCAUUACGCUUGGUGAAGCCAUGGUGAGGAGUUACUUUUUAAGACCAAGGUCACUUGGGUUCUGCCAUGGAGAUUCUGAUUACAAAUGGUCAACCUCUCUGGUUCUUGUUUGCCAGACUACUGCUGUGGCCAUAGGGACCAUUGCUCCUGCGAUCAGAUGGUUCACUGCUGUGAACUUCAGGUGUCCGAUUAGAGGAAAGAAGUAUUAUAGAGAUGAGUUUAGAGUAGAGAGUUACUGGACACAUUGGUUCUCAGAGAAGAAGCAACAUCCCUUAAGCCUUUGGAUCCUCAAAGAUCGCAGAUACAGGAAGAUUGCGCACAAUGCAAAACGCUGGAUAUUGGAUGUAUGUAUUGUGAUACAGUAUGUGAUUGUGUUUGGUAGCAAAAUAAUCCGUUACAUCUCGGUUUUCUGUGUGGGUAAGAUCUUGAUGUGCUGUUAUUUUGUCUUAAGGACCAGUAAUACUAUCACACACAGUGAGUCAGAAAAAUCCGAUUCUAAUCCAAGCUCGAGACAGGACCUUGCGAGUUUUGUCCUGCAUCUUGAAGGAGAGGAUCCGCUGGUGGAUGUUAUGGUGCGGAGCAACCGGGAAGCCACAGAUCAUUGGAUAGAGAAUGGCAGAAAGAAACAACCAGUGAAUCUGAUAGAGCUUUUGGAAGCAACAACACCCAUUUCAAAAGGAUUUGAAGGGAUUGCAGAGUUUGACAGCAACAAAGUGGCUUCUCUUGCCCAUGGAGAGCCACCCAAUUGUUGGGCUCUCCCUCUGGUAACACUCACAAGCAUCGCUGUUGCUCUUCCCGACAUAAAGCCCUCCUCCCUCAAGAAGUUACUCAAUGCAGUCAACGAGGCACUGGACUAUGUCAACAAGUUUGAAUGCGUCCUGGAUACAGGAGGAGAGUCAGUUAACCUCAGGAAAGCUGCUGAGGUAGUUUGGCUAGGAGUUGAUCUCUAUCACAAGUGGUUUGAUGUGGAUCUUCGGAAACUAUCAAAGCAACAAAGAACUCCAGAAGAAACUCUUCGGGACCUCAUGGAAAUCGCAAAGAAAGAGUUCUCAGAGUCAUGGCAGAUGAACCUGAUGGUGUGCAUGAAGCACAAGCCCUCUCACUGGCCCAUCAAGACUCUAGCGGCAAACUCCAUGUACCGAAUCUGUCAAACAAUUCUGCUCAAUUACGAACCAAGAGACUAUGGAACAGGGGAAGCUCUAUUGAGAAAGCUGGAAAGCACAAUAUCAGACAUAGUUUCAGGUUGCUUUUGCAACGUAGCACAAGUGAUAUCCGUCAAGUGUUUGGUGUCGGCUGUAGAAGUGAGGGAAGAAUCAGUAAGAGGAGCAGCUCUGCAUCUGGGAAGAACAGAGAAGAUUCUAGAGGUUUUAGAGAGAAGAAGGUUACCUAAAUUGAGAUGUGAUCAGAUGAAGAACAUCGAUGAAUGGAGAGCAUUCUACAAGAUAAACCCGUCUGAAUGUAAUAAUAAGAGCAACACAGUUUAUCCGGAGUCGGACGAACUGCGCCUCACUGUUGAAUAGUUUAUAGAUAUGAUGUUAAAGGUUGUAGCUUUCUCUGUUUUUUGUACCUUUGUGUAAUCACCACAUGGAUGUCAUUGUAUAUAGUAAGAAUCUGAAGCUUUUGAUAAUACACUUGAAGUGUCUGU
This is a messenger RNA of Arabidopsis arenosa, 2419 nucleotides long. NCBI's taxonomy places the organism in Eukaryota, Viridiplantae, Streptophyta, Magnoliopsida, Brassicales, Brassicaceae. The record is from the annotation of a GenBank genome assembly.